Messenger RNA from Parnassius mnemosyne (clouded apollo), 774 nucleotides. The record is from the annotation of a GenBank genome assembly. NCBI's taxonomy places the organism in Eukaryota, Metazoa, Arthropoda, Insecta, Lepidoptera, Papilionidae.
AUGCAGUACCGCGGGAGUAUUCUCCUGUGCUUGUGUGUUGUUCUUGCUGCAGCUUCGGCUGACACCUUCGGUGCCGGUCUUAAGCUCCUGGGGAAGAUGUACAGCAACUGUGAAGGGUCGCAAGAGAUGCUCAAGUGCUUCAAGAUCCAAGCCGCGAAGUUAGCAGACCGAGCUGCGCGUAUGGAUUCCUUACCGCUCAUCGAUGGUGUUUCCUUAGUUAGAAGACAGGAGCAAAAUCGCGCUUAUCCGUCUUCUCUACCAGAAGGUGAUCUGAAUGCGCUGACGUCAGAUGAAGUCGACAAGUGUCUUCAACAGGCUGCAACAAAGCUCUUGCAGACACAUCGAGUAAUUAUAUCUCCUGAAAAUAUAGGCGAUGAUGUUGGACGUUCUUUAAGUCAAGCAAGGGCCAAACUGAAGAAAAUGGUUGGGCCCAUUAUGGCCGGCCUCGCAAUUAAGGGUGGCUUCCUCGCCAUGGCCUUCCAAGUGAUUGCUCUCAUAGCUGGUAAGGCUCUGCUCAUCGGUAAGGUUGCACUAUUAUUGUCAGCGAUAAUCGGAUUGAAAAAAUUGGUUUCUGGUGUUGAGAGUCAUGAAAAGACAACGUAUGAAAUAGUUAAGCACCCGCAAGUGUCCCAAAGCCACACUUUUUCAUCAUCUCAUUACGGAAACGAUUUCGAUACUACCGGCUCUGGAGGUCAUUACAGGAGGAGCGUAGAAGACGAAGCAGCCGCUCAAGAUAGAGCGUACAGAGCCUACGCUAAAAAAGAACAGGCCUGA